Molecule: messenger RNA, 7246 nt
Organism: Hipposideros armiger (great roundleaf bat)
Lineage: Eukaryota; Metazoa; Chordata; Mammalia; Chiroptera; Hipposideridae
Gene: CEP164
Product: centrosomal protein 164
Exons: 33
Coding region: 155-6199 (2014 amino acids)
Biological process (GO): cilium assembly
Cellular component (GO): centrosome; centriole; ciliary transition fiber
Molecular function (GO): protein binding
Source: RefSeq, a predicted model, not a curated record
CUCUGCAGGGCAACACCCCGGCGUCCCUAGAAGCGGGGAGCUGGGGUGGUAAGGAAGCUACGCAGAGGCGGGAGCCCUCGCCCAGAGUUUCCCACGGUUGGGGACAGGUGGGUGGGGGGUCUCUGGGAUCUAGGCAUUCAAGCCCAGACCAAUCAUGGCCGGAAGACCCAUCCGUAUAGGAGACCAGCUGGUUCUAGAGGAAGAUUAUGAUGAGAAUUACAUCCCCAGUGAGCAAGAAGUUCUUCAAUUUGCCAGAGAGAUUGGAAUUGAUCCCGUCAAGGAACCAGAACUGAUGUGGCUUGCGCGGGAGGGCAUUGUGGCCUCCCUGCCUGAGGAGUGGAAACCGUGCCAGGACAUCACAGGUGAGGUUUACUAUUUCAACUUUGCCAACGGGCAGUCCAUGUGGGACCACCCAUGUGAUGAACACUAUCGGAACUUGGUGAUCCAAGAGCGAGGGAAGCUGUCAACUUCUGGGGCCAUUAAGAAGAAAGACAAGAAAAAGAAGAAGGAAAAGAAAGACAAGAAGGACAAAGAGACCUCCAAAAAUCCUCUGGAAACACAGCCUGAGCAGGGACUUCUGCCUUCUUCUUCCUUUCUCCACGGUCCAUCCACUCUCACAGCACCUGGGCUUACUGAUUUGAACCUAGACCAAGAGACGCAGGCUAGAAGUGAGGGCUCCUUUAAGAAAGGGAAGAGCCCAUGCAUGCUGGGUGACACCCCUUGGCCUCUCAAGGACACCCGGCCUGGCAGGCUACAACCACUCUCCAAAAGCCAAGCUUCCCGAACCCAACAAAUCUUUGCCGAUGAGGAGAAAAUCUUAGGUAGGGUCCCAGCCCGAUGCAGGACAGAAUUAGGUGAUCAGCAAGGUCUGGAGAAACUCCAGAAGUCGACAAAGAAAAUCUACCUGGGGUUUACAGACCCUGAAAUAGAAAAGCUGGAAAUAAGGACAAGGCAGCAGAAACCCAGCCCUCUGGGCCCUGAGAACAAUGGGCUCCACCAGAGUGGGCAGGAUGAGUUAGGAAGCAGGGGCCAGGCCUCUGUCCACUCAGAGCGUUCUGAAACCAUCAAGGGCCCACAGCUGAAAGGGGGGCAGCACAGCCACAACGUGGCUAAGCUGAGCGCCACUGGUCCUGCGGGGGACAAGGUCCAGAGCCCCAUUCCCUCACCACCCUCUGCGAAGGCCCCCUCCCUGUCCCCUUGUUCAUCUGACCAUAUGCUGCCUGCCAGGAAGAACAAGCUGUUGUUAGAUAGCAGUCCAGCUGAAGACCUGAUCUGGCAGGGUGUUUCUGAGGAAGGUGGAAGUGUGGGCCAGGGAAGGAGGAAGAGAGAGCCUCCUGGACUGUGGAUGGGGCAGGUCUCCAGGCUUGUCAAUAAGGACACCCCUGAGGGCUGCGAGGAAACAGAGCCUAAUGACCCUGAGGCUCUAGGAGCCUCAGCUGAAGAUGUACCUGAGGGCCACUUCCUAAUACCACCUGAUACCCUGGCAUCAGAACCAGCCCCUUUAGGAAGUGUCCCUGGGGCAUCUCCUACCAGUGAGAAGAGACAAUCCCUAGAGCCUGCAGAGUCCCCCGAAGAAGACAGGAAGCCUCGUGGGUCUAGGCCUCACUUGGAGAGCAACAGCAGCAGCUCUCUGGCCUCUCAUGUUGGCUCUCAGAUACUGAAUGAGGUGAAUAACUUUCCAUGGGACCUGCAGAGCUCUCAGGGAUCUGAGCAGGGCAUGAGUCAGUCUGGCCCUGGGCCCAGAGAUCUAUACUUCAGCCCCUUCCUAGUGUCCCAGUUGUCCAACCUGCAGAAGUCUUCUGAUGAUGAGCAGUCACAGAGUGAAGACUACUUUGAGGAUCGGAGGUUCUACCAGCACAUCCUCCAGAUGGGCAAGAUCUCCAGCCGGCUGGAGGACCUGGAGCUGGCCGAGAGCAUGCAGGAAGUGUCAUGCAAAGACUUUGCCAGUAUGGUCUGUCGUAUGGCACCUGAGUCUGCCAGGCUGUCUAGUGAGGGCGAGCACGAGGCCAUCAGGGACUCAAGGUUUCUGGCGUGGGGGUCAGAGCUGCUGGAGCACCCUCAGGAGGCGGCCCUCACCCCCACUGGGCAGGAGGCCUCUCACCAAGCCCUUUUCCAGCCAAGCAGCAACCCCCACAGGCAGGGGCUAGUCGAGCUGAGUGCCAACAGCAGGCUUGCUCCAGAGCCAGGCCAGAUGCAGCUUCUCGACCAGGCCCUGGGCCCCUUGUUAGCCCCAGUCCACGUUCCUCUUGGGGGCCUAGCUCCCUUACGGGCCCUUGUGGAUGCCCCGCCGUCUGCUCUUCGUGGAUCUCAAAGUGUGAGCCUGGGGAACUCAGUGGAGUCCGGUCAGCUUGGAGAACUCAUGCUGGAGCCUUCACAGGGUCUCAAGACUUCUGCUUAUACAAAGGGUCUCUUGGACUCUGUCCAUGAGGACAAGAAUGCUCUCAGCCUCUUGGCUUUAGGGGAGGAGAUCAACAAGGAGGACGAGGCAGAGAGUGACAGCCAGAGUGUCUGCAGCUCAAGUGAGCCCCUUAAGAACCUGCACCUGGACGUUGGAGCACUGGGGGGCGACUUUGAGGAUGAGGAGUCUCCAAGAACAAGCAAGCCAGAGGGGAAGGACAUCUCUCUUGAUUCAGAUGUUGCCCGCCCCGCUACUCCCGGCAAGCUCCUCAGUCAAGGUGCAGACAGCAGCCUGAGCAGUGCCCAUGGCACAGGGCAACAGGGAAGAGGGGCCAGUGCCCAGCUCCCAGGAAGAGAAAAGAAUGACAAGAGUGAUUCUGUGAUGUCCAGAAGUCUGCUGGACCCUGGGGACGAUCAGCCUGCUAAAGCCAAUAAAAAAGAUGCACCAGAGGACCCAGUGGCUACAGGAGAGGAGGGUUCCAGGAAGGAAGAGGCAGCAAAGGAGCCAAGGAAGGAGGCUUCUGUCCUGGAAGACAGCAGAUCAGACGCCAGUGAAGAGUCGGAGACUAGUGAACACAUGAAGGAACUACAGUUCUCAGACUCCGUUGCUUCUGACCCCAAGUCCUUCCUUGGCCUGGCCCAGAAGUUGGUAAGAGAAGACAAGGAUGCCAGCCAGUCUAACCCAGAUGAGCUGCAGAGCAAACAGUCCAAAGGCUCAGAGAGGUUAUCACCUCCACUUCUGUAUGGGGAGCAGCUCAACAGUCCCCUUCACAGCCAGGCCACUGAAGAAGCGCCUCUGCAGGCCCCUGAGGGGCAGCCUGAGUGGAAGGGGACAGAGGAGCCUGGGGAGGACUCUACAGCCAGCCCCCUCCUGCCUGUUUCCCUGCAGAGGAAGGAGAUCCCAAGCCCACCUGUCACCUACAGGAGGGGCAAGGAUCAGCAACCCCAGGCUGAGGAGCUGGGCACGGGGCAGGCAGAGGCCAAGGAGCCGGAAGAGGAGGCAGUCCGCCCCACCCUGCCAGUCCCUCCGGAGGUAGAGACGAGAGCAUGCUACGCCACGCAGGGCCAUGUGGAGAAGGACCAGGGCUGCUCAGGGGGCAGAAGAGGCGAGAAGCGAGAGUACGACCCCGAGCAUUUCUUGUGGUUUUCGUGGGAAGGGAUGGGCGAGGCAGGGCGAUCUCCAGAGCUUGCGGCUCCCCCAGAGCAGCUCUCAGAGGCGGCCCUGAAGGCCACGGAAGAGGCAGUGGCCCAAGAACUCAGGCAAGACCAGAGGCGGCUCCUGGAAUUGAAGCGAGAGAAGAUGCGGCAGCUACGGGAGAAGCUGCGGCAGGAGGAGGAGGAGGAGGAGACCGUCCAGCUUCACCAGCAGAAAGAGAAGUCUCUCAGUUCUCUGAAGGAGCAGCUGCAGAAAGCCGCUGAGGAGGAGGGGAUUCAGCUGAGAGAGGAGGAAAGCUGGAGGCUGUCCCGACUCCGGGCCCAGGUCCGGUCCAGUGCAGAAGCAGAUGCGAAUCAGAUCAGGGUCACGCAACAGGCUUCUCUGCAAAGGCUGAGCGAGGAGUUUGAGUCUCUGCAGAAGGCUGAGAGGGCGAACUUGGAGCAGAAAAACAGGCAAAUGCUGGGGCAGCUCAAGGAAGAGAUGGAGGCUUUGGUGAAGAGAGAGCAAGCUGCCCUGAACGCUGAGAAGGAGAAGGCUUUGCAGCAGCUGAGGUUGCAGCUAGAAAGGGAGAGGAAAGAAGCGGAGGCAGCGCUGGAGAGUAAGCACAGUGCUGAGCUGCACCGGCUCUCUUCCUCACUGCAGGCCAAGCACAGAGAGGUGGUCUCCAGCCUCCAGAGGAAGAUAGAGGAAGCUCAACAGAAAGAGGAGGCGCAGCUCCAGGAGAGCCUGGGGUUGGCGGACCACAGAGCUCAGCAGAAAGUUCAGCAAAUGCUGUUGUAUGAGCGAGAGCUCAGUGGUCUCCUGAGAGAGAAGCGGCAGGAGGUGGAAAGGGAACACGAGAGGAAGAUGGACAAGAUGAAGAAGGGGCACCAGCAAGUGGUGGCUGACGCCAGAGAGCAGUACGAAGCUGAGGAGAGGAAGCAGCGGGCUGAACUUUUGGGGCUGAGAGAAGAGCUGGAGCGCCUGCAAAGGGCCCAUAAGCGAGAACUGGAGACCGUGAGGCAGGAGCAGGACAGGAAGCUGGAGGAGUUGUGGCGUCGAUUCCGGGAGCAGGAAAAGAAAUUCCAAGAUUUAGAGGUGGAGCUUGAAACCAGAACCAAAGAUGUGAAGGCCAGAUUGGCUCAGCUGGACAUUCAGAAGGAGAAGCAGCAGCUCCUUGACGUGCAGAGGCAGGUUGCACUGGAGAGAGAGGAAGCCACAGCCACCCAUCGGUCCCUGGAAGAGGCAAAGAAGGAGCACACCCACUUGUUGGAAUCAAACCAGCAGCUCCGAAGAAUUCUCAGUGAGCUUCGUGCCCACAAGUUGGAGCUGGAGUCCCAGGUGGAUCUGCUGCAGACCCAGACUCAGAGGCUGGAGAAACAUAUCAGAGGCCUGGAGGCGGACGCUCAGCGGAAGCAGGACACACUGAAAGAGCUGGAAGUUGAGGAGAGCCAUGCUUCCUCACAUUUUGAGUCAGAUCUCCACAUUGAGGAACUGAGGAAAUCCCUUGUGAUAAGCCAGACCAAAAAGGUACCCUCUUCUCUCUCCCAGAACAAGGAGGAGGCUGACUUGUCCGUGGACAGCCUCCUGGGCAUGUCCUCCCACAGCCUCCAGCACUACUUCUCUGCCGAAGGGAUAGCUCUCCGCAGCGCCAAGGAGUUCCUGGUGCAGCAGACUCACUCCAUGCAGAGGCGGCAGACAGCUCUGAAAGCUGCCCAGCGGCACUUGCGCCACGAGCUGGCCAGUGCUCAGGAGGCGCCCAAAGACUUGCCCGGCACCAAGGCCCUGGAGGAUGUGCGCAAGGACCUGGAGGAGGAGACCAGGCACCUGGAUGAGAUGAAGUCGGCCAUGCGGAAAGGCCAUGACCUGCUGAAGAUGAAAGAGGAGAAGCUGAAUCAGCUGGAGUCCUCCCUUCGGGAAGAGGCCUCGGAUACUGACACUCUGAGAGGAGCCCCCCUCAAGAAAGUGGUGACUUUUGACCUCAGCGACAUGGAAGACAUGAGCAGCGAAAGUUCCGAAUCCUGCCCCCUGCCUCACAUCAGCCCAACCGCAAGUUCCACCUUCCCCAACAAGAUCCACUACAUGAGCAGCUCCCUAAAGAAGAUCAACAGCCAGAUAAAUGGUGUCGUCGACAUGUUGGGCAGCCUCAGCCCUCAGCCGUCAUCCCCACUCGUCGCGUGCACCUCAGCACAGAACUCUCCCUGGUCCUCUAGGAGCACCCCCGUUCCCAUCUCCCCCUCCCGGGCCCAGGUCUCAGCCUCAUCGCCUGCUCCACACAUGUCCACCCAGUGGGCCUGGGACCCGGGGCUGGGCCCCAGGCUCUCCUCCUCUGUGACUCAAACAGUAGACGACUUUCUGGUGAAGAAGUGGCGCAAGUAUUUUCCAACUGGAGUCCCUCUCCUCAGCAGCAGCCCUGCCCCCUUGGAGAACAAGCUGGGUUAUGUGUCUGCCAGGGAGCAGCUCCACCUUCUGCAGCGUCCCCAGUCCCACAUCCCUGAGGUGGGUAGCAUCAACUUUCAGAGCAUGAUCGAGGCUAACCGGAAGUGGCUGGAACAUUACAGGAACCACCUCAAGUUACACCUCUUCUCAGUGCCUGAGCCAACAGCCACCGCUGGCCUCCUGCAGCUGGGCCUGGAUGACAACAACACACUAAAUGUGCAUCACUGAGGCCCUGAGCGGUGGCGUUUGGGGCCCCUGGCCUCUCCUGUACCCAGACCAAGUGCCUGAGGAGGGGCCUGCACUUUAUUUCCUCUGAUAAAGCAUUCUCCUGUCCCCUCUUUGCUGCUUGCCCCGCUCAAAACUUGGAGGAACCACGGUGGGGUGGGGACAGCUAGCUGAAAAGGAUGGUACAACGGAAAGCAGUAAGCCACCUCCAGUGACCACAUAAUGGACCUCAGGCUGAAAUGUGUGGUCUGCUGUGAGCUCCUGCAUGGACAUGGCAGCACUGAUGAUGUGGGGCUUCGGGGACAUGGGUACCGUCAGGGGGAAGAGGUGGUAUUGGAGGAGCUGCUGUCAAAGGCCUAGGGACUCCCUUUGGAGCCAAGUUGGUCCCUUGGACCUGCCCGGUUACUUCACUGGAACAAGGCCCCCAGCACGUCUAUACCCGGGGACCAGGCUCUGUCUCUCCAAUACCUCAGUCUCGUAGAGAUCAGACCCCUUUCUUUUUUUAAUGUCCCCUUUUUUGAGCCCGCUGUUUCUCCUUUGACUGUCUCAGGAUUGGGCCCAGAGCCCUGCCAGUGGUUGCUGGAGGCUGGGCCCCAGACGUUUUGCAGCCUGCCUUCCCUCUGUUGGCAUUGUACUGCCCGCAGGGGCGUUCCCUUCUCUUUGCCUGGCCCACCCCCCACCCCCUAGCUAGCUUCUCAGGUCUCAAGCACACAACUUUCAGGAAGACAAGCCACAGAAAAAGUCGAGGAUGGCUUCUGGUCCUCACCUCGCUUCUCUCCGCCUUGGGUAUAUUCAUGGGUACUUGUUUCCAUCUCUAUUUUCUACCUGUGCCACCCCCUGCUGCCCCUUCUCAGAGCUUGGAGACUUGUUCUGAAGGAGGUGAGGGGCUUGGCCAGUGCCUGGUCUUGGCAGUGGGAUCUUGUGCCAGUUGGAGCUGCUGCCAUUCUGGCCCAGUCCCACCUCUCAGCACUGGGCUCCCUGGGGUUUACAAGGGGUGUUUUCUGACAUCUCAUUGUUUAAAUAAAAUGUUCCCCUUUUUUCGCCUUGAAA